CCAUCAUUGAAAUUGUACUGGAAUAUCGUAUAUACUUUUCUCCCUUCGACAAAAUUCCUUUUUAUCCCUUAAUCUCUUUCAAUCAUCAAAAUUUUGGGUGCAUUAAUCUGCCAUUUUCCGAACCCUAGUGGCGCUUUGGACCAUCUUUGUCGUUGUUUGCUACAGUCAUGGAGCUUUUUCAAGAAUUAGUGUUUACAAUCUCUUUCUCUCUCAUAGUUUCCUUGUUAAUCGCAAAGCUGUUUUCAAUGUCAUCAAGUUGUGAUGAUGGGGCUUCAACCUUAUCGAAAAGUGUUGAAGAAAAGAUCGAGAGAGAAUGGGUUGUUUGUGAUUCUGUGAAAGAGGAGAAAUCUGGGUACUUUGAAGAUGCAGUGAGAGUUAGUGAAGAUGUUCUUUUCGGAUAUGCUGAAGCUGAAUUCUUAACUGAGCAUGUGAUCGAUGACUCAAAAAGUGUCGGUGGCGUCGGUGAGAGUUAUGUGUUCGACGAAAGUCCUGAGAGAACCGAAUCUAAAGAUGAUGCUGCUUAUUCGGUGAAAAGCGAUGAGGGUAAUGUGGUGGAUCCUGUUUUAGCUAGUGAUAUGGGAUCAUCAAUACAAGAAGAUUGUAUGAAAUCCAUUGAAGCACAACAGGAAUCAUCUUCCUCCGUUGACGAGAAUUACAUGUUCGACGAAAGUCCUCAGAGAGCCAAAUCUAAACACGAUGCUGUUUAUAAAAGUGGUGAGGGUAAUGUGGUGGAUCCUGAUACGCGAUCAUCAACAGAAGAAGACACUGUGAAGUCCAUUGAAGAACAGCAAGAAUCAUCUAGUGCCGCUGUUGUGCGCUAUGUGUUCGACGAAAGUCCUCAGAGAACCAAAUCUAAAGACGACGCUGUUUAUUCGGUUAAGCCUAUUUUCGCUAGCGACAUCUCAUCAUCAACACAAGAAGAUUGCAUCAAAACUAUUGAAGAACACCAUGAAUCAUCCGCCAUUGAUGUUGGUGAAGUGAAGCUUGAGGAGAAAGAAGGGGUUUUUGACGAUGAUUGGCAGGGAAUUGAGACAACAGAAUUGGAAAGAAGAUUCGGUGCUGCUGUGGCGUUUUUGGGAUCCAAAACGAUUGCUGAUCGGGUAAAUUUGAUUGAUAAUGAAGUAAAGAUGCAGUUUUAUGGGCUUCAUAGAGUCGCCAUUGAAGGACCUUGCUUUGAAUCGCAACCCAUGGCUCUCAAAGUCUCUGCUCGUGCUAACUGGAACGCAUGGAAACGUUUAGAGAAUUUAGGGCGAGAGGAUGCAAUGGAACAAUACAUUGCUCUUCUUUCUCAACACAUUCCCGAUUGGAUGGGAACUCAUGUUUGUGAAGAUGAUAGUGUGCAAUGACAUGGAGUUGUUUUAUGGGUGGAUCUCGGCUCCUUGGCAAUAUCUCUCUCACAUUAUUCGAUCUAAUUGGAAGAAGAUGAGUUACCUUAUUUCAUCAAUAGUCGAGUGAUAAUAAUGAAUGUUUAUUUGUAAAUAAUGAACUUGUUAUGUUUGCGUUUAAUUUAGUGUUAUUGUAAGUAUUAUUGUUGUUGGUGCUCAUUACUGCUCAUG
Messenger RNA from Lactuca virosa, 1556 nucleotides. Lineage: Eukaryota; Viridiplantae; Streptophyta; Magnoliopsida; Asterales; Asteraceae. The record is from the annotation of a GenBank genome assembly.